GUAUUUUUAAUAUAACGGCGUUUUUUGAAUUCACGUUAACGGCAGUUGUUGCAUUCACAUUUUGAUGAGUUUGUUAUGAAUGGUUACGAAGUUAUCGAGAUAAUAUUUUAUAUAAAAUGUAAAUAUAAAAUUGCUGUUUUUUUUUUUCUUUCACAUGACAAUAAACAGUAGCGAUGUAAAUUCAAAUAAAAAUAGUUUAUAAUGGUCUGGUGUUUGAAGUACGAUGCAUUCUACUUGCGUUCUUUUCUCGCAGUCAUGAAGAUUAUACAAAUAAUUUUUCUACUUAUUGCGUAUGCUAUAAUGCAGUCUUUUAUAAAUCUUGUUUUGCUAAGUAACUUCAAGUUUUCCAAGAUGCAAUUUUUUGUGUUAGUAACAGCUAUUGGUUGGAUUUCAUAUUUAGUAAUGUUUUGCCUAAAUUUGUUUAUGGUAACAAACAACUUUUUAAUACCUUGGUAUUACGUUUAUUUAAUUUCAGACGUUGUAUUUGCUUUGUUUUUAUCUAUUGCAGUCACAGUAAUAGCCGUUCAAAUUGAUACGAUAAACAAUACCGAACAAUUUUAUAUACCUGAUAUUGGAACAGGAGGAAAAUUUGUUCAAGAAUGUGAGUUGAUAACUUUAAACUCAAGCGCUUCGUGUUCUUUAUUGAACGCAGGAGUUAUUUUUGGUGCUUUAGGAAUUUGCGCCAUUUUAUUGGACAUAGUUGUUUGCAUUCAUAAAAUCAAAAAAGGACAAAGUAGUCAUUAUAAUUCAACAUUUCCUAAUGACAACAUUACGGUAUCAACAGCUGAUACCAUUACUAACUCGUCUAUACCAUCUCGACAGUCAAACCAUAGACUUGAUUUUCAAGAAUAUCGAACUGAAGGGAUGUUUUAAGACUUCAAAAUAUCCGAUUAAUAAUCUGUUUUUAAUGAACUUUAAACUAUGAAUAAUUAUUGAAUAUUGUUAUCAGAAUUUAUUUUGUUAUAAAAAUAAUUAAUUUUUUAUACAGUUUUUUGUUGCGAAAUACUUAUAUCUUAA
Messenger RNA from Hydra vulgaris (swiftwater hydra), 1017 nucleotides. The record is from RefSeq and is a predicted model, not a curated record. Lineage: Eukaryota; Metazoa; Cnidaria; Hydrozoa; Anthoathecata; Hydridae.